AUGACCUUGGGCUCGCCACAGGUAUACUCCCGCACCCCGUUUCGCGCCAACCUUUCCGGGAUGGCGCUCUCGCCCAGGCACCGCUUCCACAACGCGGUUGUGGAGCAGGACAUUCGGGACGCCAGGUCCUGCCUGCUGGGCAGCCCGUCCCAACCCAUUGCCUGGGGCCCGGAGUGGCCCGGAUGGACGCAGCUCUCGGCGCGGCUGGGCCUGCGCGGAUCGCGCGAGGCGGCCAGGGCGUGGGAGCUGCUCCGGCGGGAGCAGCGUCCCGCGGGGGCCCGGGGGGGGCGGGAGAAUGGGGAGCGGCGGGAGGAGGGCGAGCGUGGGGAGGAGGGGGAGGAUCGCCGCGACGGGGAGCAGGAUGAAGCCAACCAUCAGCGCACCUGCAGUCAGCUGUGUGGAGAGGCAGGCCUCAUAGCCUCCCAAGAGAUAGGGUCACAGGAAGGGAUCCUUCCUGCCAGCCAACCAAAGGUUCUGGCCCUGCUGCAGAAGGAUUUCGUUGGGCGUGGACGCAGAAAGGAAGCAUCCUAUCUUGUUCGUUUUGAGGGAUAUCCGCCCUCACAAGAUAAUUGGUUCAAGGAGGCGGAGCUGAGGAGAGCGAAUUAUGGGCAGAUGGUUGAUGACUACGAGGCAGCGCAUCGUGAGGAGCGUCGCAAUGGCUCUACUCUGCGGGAGACGUCUCAAGAUGUCCAGGACAUGGGCACAGGCACAGAGGGAACUGCUGCUGAGCAUGAGCAGGAUGCAGCAGGUGAUGGCCAAGUUGAAGGUGUCACCACUGGCACCCCAAUGUCUAGAGCACCAAAUAGACGCAGCAGAGUGGCGGAGGAUGCCGCUGGAACGCCCUCUGUCAAACGCCAGAGAACAGGUCACAGCAGCAGAGCGGAGCAGGGUGGAGAUGUGUCUGCAAGUGAGCAAACUCUAUCGAUCGCUGAGCAAGCAGCAAGGGUGUUGCCCUUCAUCGAGCGAAUGGCUCCUGUGGGAUUGCCUCUUGAGCAGCAAGCGGGCCCUUCCACACCCGGAGCUGUCGCUGGCAUGCAGCGAAGUCCUCCCCUUGCAGCUCGUGCUGCGCCAGGGCAUAAUGUGGCUGGCAGCCCUGCAAGUACCACCCCCAGCAAUGUUCCUAUUAGUCUGAGGCGAUCCGAUAUUGUUGAGGAUGACCGCGGACCGGGGUCUUCCUGCCCAGGCAUCCCUCUGGCAGGUCCUCAGGGCUUGUUGAGCGAAGAGGGAUGGAAGGGGGCCAAGAUCAUCAAGGUGCGAAAGGACGCAGACAGCAGUGAGUUGGUUGCUUGGAUCGCAUGCAGGGACGCAACGGAGAUGAAGGUGCCUGUGUCCUUCUUGCACAGAUCGUGGCACACCAGUGUGGCCCUGAAUGAGUUUUUUGAGAAAUUGGCUAUGAAAUGCAAGGGGCGCUCGGGUUAG
This is a messenger RNA of Ostreobium quekettii, 1419 nucleotides long. NCBI's taxonomy places the organism in Eukaryota, Viridiplantae, Chlorophyta, Ulvophyceae, Bryopsidales, Ostreobiaceae. The record is from the annotation of a GenBank genome assembly.